CUUCGGGGGCUCCGACCUCUGGCUGCCCAGGAAAGUGCCUUCAUGAUCCCAGAGGAUGUCCGGGAAGCAUUACAAGGGUCCUGAAGUCAGUUGUUGCAUAAAAUAUUUUAUCUUCGGCUUCAAUGUGAUUUUCUGGUUCUUGGGCAUAGCGUUUCUUGGAAUUGGACUCUGGGCAUGGAAUGAAAAAGGAGUCCUGUCGAAUAUCUCUUCAAUCACAGAUUUGGGAGGAUUUGAUCCUGUUUGGCUGUUCCUGGUUGUGGGGGGAGUUAUGUUCAUUUUAGGAUUUGCAGGAUGCAUUGGAGCUCUCCGAGAAAACACUUUCCUUCUCAAGUUUUUUUCUGUGUUCCUGGGAAUUAUUUUCUUCCUGGAGCUCACGGCUGGGGUUCUGGCAUUUGUUUUCAAAGACUGGAUCAAAGACCAGCUGUAUUUCUUCAUAAACAACAACAUCAGAGCUUACAGGGAUGACAUCGACUUACAAAACCUCAUAGACUUUACCCAGGAAUAUUGGCAGUGCUGUGGGGCUUUUGGAGCGGAUGACUGGAACCUAAAUAUUUACUUCAAUUGCACAGAUUCCAAUGCAAGUCGAGAACGAUGUGGUGUACCAUUUUCAUGUUGUACUAAGGAUCCUGCAGAAGAUGUCAUCAACACUCAAUGUGGAUAUGAUGCCAGGCAAAAACCAGAGGUCGAUCAACAGAUUGUAAUCUACACAAAAGGCUGUGUGCCCCAGUUCGAAAAGUGGUUGCAAGACAACUUAACCAUAGUGGCUGGUAUUUUCAUAGGCAUUGCAUUGCUUCAGAUUUUUGGGAUAUGCCUAGCCCAGAAUUUGGUUAGUGACAUUGAAGCUGUCAGGGCCAGCUGGUAGAACUGCUGAAUGAACUGACUACUGUAAGACACUGGACUCCUGAGACCCUGCCCUGCCUCCAGUCUUCUAUGCUGAUGCCAAGCUCCUACCACAAUGACAAUGCUUGCAAUCUGUAGUCGCAAAGACUGGUAUUGCCAUGAAAUUGCUUCUGAGGGGGUGAACCUGGGGAGGGUUAUUAGGACCUGCUGCUCACUGACAGAUUUUGAUUUUAAAAACAAAAAUGACCCAUUGGAAAGCUUUUGAACCGUGCAUCUACUGUAGCCAGGGUUUGUGAACAGUUGGACACUUACCAAAAAGAAAACUCAAACAGAUGUGCGUAAAUUGAAACAGAACUACAUUAUGAUCUGGGAGAAAUGCUCUUUUUCUCUCCUUGUGUUAUUUGAGGGCUGUCAGAGGUGCUAGAAGGAGUUUGCAUCUUCAUUGUACCCAGAAGGGCCAGUCAUUUUGCCAUUAAAUGAAAGAAACUGCUAUCUUUUCUAAAACCCAUUAAGAGGCAAUUUUUUCCCCCAUCUUCAUUCUACAUGUUAAGAAACUCUUAAGAACCAAGAAGAAAUCAAGAAGAAAACUUGGGUCUUUUCAGUGUCUUAGUUCAGAAUUUGAGAACAGAGUCCUUAAAUAACUUGUGAGAAGCAUCACCUGCCGUUCCAGGUUCUUCUCUCUUUGCCAGGGAAGGGAAUCAAUAUGACAUCUGUACUGAGCCAGUGGGUUGGAAGACUUCAGGAUGCCAUAUCUUAGCCGAGCAAUCUUCUUAAGCAAGCAUGGAGUUUAUUUCAAAAGGAAGUAGAAGAAAUUGUGUUCAUUGAAAUGGUGUUACCUAAUCUUCUCCCCUCCCUUCCCCCCCCAAAUCAGUUGCUGUAUUCUUUGGAAACUUCUAGAAUACUCUUUAUUUGGGGCUUAUGGGGCUACAGUUAUUUUAGAUUUUCCUUUACAAUAUCUUCUUUUUCAGCUGAAACUUUGGUUUUUCCUUUUAAAAUAAUUUUUACCUGCAUGCAUUGCGACUUGAAAUCCACCAGCCAGGACUCCCCCUCCUCCUGUCUCAACACUCCCAGAAAUAUUUCAAACUGUAAUCUGGUCAGAAAUGGCCCAUUUCUUUUUCUGUGCAUGGCUGUGGGAAGUUCUGGAUCAUUCCCUCAUCCUUGAAGUGAAGGGAUCAGCCUUGACACACAAAAUGCUUCCAGGAACUCAGCCAUGUUGUCCCUGGGGUCUUUUCUCAUGACUCUUCCCCCCUCUCAACUCCCUCCCUCCCUCCCUCCCUCCCUCCCUCCCUCCCUCCCUCCCUCCCUCCCUCCCUCCCUUCCUUCCUUCCUUCCUUCCUUCCUUCCUUCCUUCCUUCCUUCCUUCCUUCCUUCCUUCCUUCCUUCCUUCCUUCCUUCCUUCCUUCCUUCCUUCCUUCCUUCCUUCCUUCCUUCCUUCCCUCCCUCCCUCCCUCCCUCAAAUGGAAUUAAAUACCAAUGGAAAGCAUAAUGAAAAGAAAGAAAUCAUGUGUGUGGUCUGCACUUACCUCCGUCCUCUUCCAGGAGACUUAACAGCUAGAAUGAUAAUGAAGCACAAGUGUCAGGAGCCAGGACUGCCAAAUAAGCCUGGAGGAAGGAUCCUAUGACACUGUCUUGGUGCUGCCACCCCAACAUGAUCCAGUGCCAGUAAGAAGGCCAGAGAAAGCCUCCAGGCUUUCCUCCAGGAGUUUCUGUGUGUCUAGCAGGGCAUUUCCCCUCCCUGGGCAGCAGGGAUGCUAUAGGUACCGGGAACUUUCUGUAUAGCAUGCCUCAUCUUUAGAUCGCCAUUUGGCAAGCCAGCGCACUUUGGAGAGAGAGACUGAGAUUGUGUUUUUCUCUUUUGGCCCAUCCUAUCCCAACCCUAGGUAUGAUCAAUUUUUGAGAUGCUCAUAAAAAAAAGAAAAUGCUCCAUCCACAACUUUCUUCUAAAUAGUAAUCUCUUCCAUUUUGGGGUGUGUGUGUAUGGAUGUGCAUGAGUGUGUGUUCUCUAUCUGUACUUGUAUAGUUAGAUAGAAAGGUUCACUCCAUGUCCUAGUGAUACACAAUGACCACAGUCCAUCUCCAGUCCCCAGAUUUAGUCACACAUCAUCCCAUGGCGGUGAAGACUUGAGCCCUCCAAGUUGCACUUUUGCCUUUUUCCAUGAAUUACCUCAUGAACUCCAUUCACCCUUAGACUCAUUGUCAGCCAACAUCUCACCCUUCAGUGAAAGCAGCAAAAGACCAACAGCAAGUCUGUGUGAGCUUCCUUUUUUUUAUCCCCUAUUAUUUUUUACAUUUGGGAAAUGUUUGUAAUAAAGAUUGUCCUUAAUAAACCUGGUUCCAUCUUU
Monodelphis domestica (gray short-tailed opossum) is the source of this 3182-nucleotide messenger RNA. It is a transcript of the gene TSPAN5, whose product is annotated as tetraspanin 5. The record is from RefSeq and is a predicted model, not a curated record. Gene Ontology annotation, cellular component: plasma membrane. NCBI's taxonomy places the organism in Eukaryota, Metazoa, Chordata, Mammalia, Didelphimorphia, Didelphidae.